Aethalodelphis obliquidens (Pacific white-sided dolphin) is the source of this 872-nucleotide messenger RNA. RefSeq names its product cytochrome c oxidase subunit 6C (gene COX6C). The transcript is spliced from 4 exons. NCBI's taxonomy places the organism in Eukaryota, Metazoa, Chordata, Mammalia, Artiodactyla, Delphinidae. The coding region runs from base 45 to 272 and encodes 75 amino acids. The record is from RefSeq and is a predicted model, not a curated record.
UCUCCAAGGGCGUCGUUGUAGAGCUGUCAAGGAGAAAAACUACCAUGGCUUCCAGUUCUUUGACAAAACCUCAGAUGCGUGGCCUUCUGGGCAAGCGUCUGCGAUUUCAUAUUGUUGGAGCAUUCAUUGUCUCCCUGGGAGUUGCAGCUUUCUAUAAGUUUGCUGUGGCUGAACCAAGAAAGAAGGCAUAUGCAGAUUUCUACAGAAAUUAUGAUUCUAUGAAAGAUUUUGAGGAGAUGAGGAAGGCUGGUGUCUUUCAGAGUGCAAAGUGAUUUUGGAAUAUAAAGGACAUUUUUGAUUCCUCACAUUUUGUCCAUUUCACUGAGGUAACUGCCUGGGCCAUGGGUUUAAGGGGUCUGCAUGAGCCUACAUGACUACUAUACUGUGGGCUCUUAAAAGGAACAGAGACUUGCCUUUCCAAUAAAACGUCUUUGGACUUCAUUGUCACUGAAUUGCCCUACUGGAUCCAACCACUGGACAGAUGUAAUAGUAGGUAAUUAAAAUUUAAGGUUUUUUACUCAGUAUUACAUUAUUGAAGACCUAACUGUACAAUAUGGAAUAUACAUCUAGUCUAGAAAAAGUUGUGUUAUUUAAUUGGAAUUGCAAUUGAGUAAUGUCUGCUAAUUUAAAGUGUGGUAAUAACAUUUUCUCAGGGAGGUCUUAGGACCUUUCUCCCCUUUAAUAAUUGUGGCUUUGUUGUGAUCAAAGUGAUACUACAGAGAGCUUUAAGAAUUAAGUGUAUUUUAGCCACAGCUAAUUUAAUCACCAGUUCUUUUAUUAUGUUAACAAAAAUUUUCUUUUUAACUCAUGCAAAAUUCCUGAGUUCCAAUGAUGUAAACUGUAAUAAACCCAAGUAUCAGUGAAAAGCUGCA